Messenger RNA from Gossypium raimondii (Peruvian cotton), 1744 nucleotides. RefSeq names its product glucan endo-1,3-beta-glucosidase 11. Gene Ontology annotation, biological process: carbohydrate metabolic process. NCBI's taxonomy places the organism in Eukaryota, Viridiplantae, Streptophyta, Magnoliopsida, Malvales, Malvaceae. Gene Ontology annotation, molecular function: hydrolase activity, hydrolyzing O-glycosyl compounds. The transcript is spliced from 3 exons. Bases 207 to 1427 code for a protein of 406 amino acids. Gene Ontology annotation, cellular component: plasma membrane. The record is from RefSeq and is a predicted model, not a curated record.
AAGCUAAACUCAUUUGCUCAUUACAGUUGUCUCUCUAUUUCUUAUUUGGUUGCCUUGUUCAAUACUUUUGGCCAAUGAAUUUCCGUCACAAUUCGCAUCUUUUGGCUUAAAGACAUACUGAUAAUUGAGCCAAUCAUCUUUUGCCUCCCUCUACACGCUUGCUUGCUCACUCGCUUUACCUGCUACUGCUCUCUCUCUCUCUUCUCAUGGACUUGCCUGAAUUCUUCUGCUAUGUUUCAAUUUUAUCUUGUUUGUUUCCAAUUAUGGUUAAUUCGAUUGGGAUAAAUUAUGGACAAAUAGCAAACAACCUUCCAUCCCCAGAAGACGUGGUGCCACUGGUGAAAUCAAUCGGAGCAACCAAAAUUAAACUUUACGAUGCAGAUCCCAGAGUCCUUAAGGCGUUUGCAAACACCGACGUUGAAUUCAUGGUUGGUUUAGGCAACGAGUACUUGGACAAGAUGCGAGAUCCAACCAAUGCCCAAGCAUGGGUGAAAGAAAACAUUCAACCCCAUUUACCAGCCACCAAAAUCACCUCCAUCUUUGUCGGCAACGAGGUUCUCACUUUAAACGACACUUCUCUCUCCGACUGCCUUCUCCCGGCAAUGCAAAGCGUUCAUGCUGCGCUGCUUAACUUCGGACUGGAUAAACAGGUGACCGUCACUACAACACAUUCCCUAGCCAUUCUUCAAACCUCUUAUCCGCCUUCAGCUGGGGCGUUCCGUGAAGAUUUGAUGGAUCCUUUGUGCGAAACGUUGAAUUUCCAUCAAAAAACUGGCUCUCCUUUUUUGAUUAAUGCCUAUCCCUACUUUGCAUACAAGGGAAACCCCGAGCAAGUUCCAUUGGAUUUUGUUCUUUUUCAGCCAAACCAAGGAGUUACCGAUCCACAAACCCAUUUACAUUACGAUAACAUGUUGUAUGCUCAAAUCGACGCCGUUUACUCUGCUUUAGCUUCCUUGGGUUACAAGAAACUCCUGGUUCACAUAUCGGAAACUGGGUGGCCUUCAAAGGGAGAUGAAGACGAGGCAGGAGCGACGCCCGAAAAUGCUGAAAAAUACAAUGGGAAUUUGAUUAAAUUGAUGUCGGGAAAAACAGGGACUCCAAUGAGGCCGAAUUCGGAUCUUAACAUUUACAUUUUUGCUUUGUUUAAUGAGAAUAUGAAACCAGGUCCCACUUCAGAGAGGAAUUACGGGUUGUUUAAGCCAGACGGAACACCCGCGUAUCCUCUUGGGAUCACUCCUAACAAUGUCGUCGGGAGAAAUACGACCGUCGGUGGUGGACGUUUCGGGAAUGCCGUAACGAACCCGUAUUAUCCGAUGAGUUCUUCCACAGGUUAUAUGUCCAUUUCUUCCGCAAGGCAGCAAAGAUAUCAAUUAUUGGGGCAUGUGGUGCGGAUGGUGCCAUUGUUGAUUAUUAAAACCUUGGUUUAGAGACGAAUCCAAAGCUCUUUCUUUGCAUCAGAUUUAAAGGAAGGGGAAAAAGAGAAGAGAGAGAAUAAGAGGCAGCUUCAUGGUUAGGGAAAAUGUAAAAUUCUGAUUCUAAGGAAUCAUCAACUUUAUUUUCGACUCCACAAAAUCAAAGUGCAUGUAGAUGAUUAUCAAAAGAGGCGCAGGCAUUUAUUUUUCUUCUAAAUUCUAUCGUGUAAAUUUUAAGGUGAUCUUCUCCUGUUGGUAUUUAUUUUAUUUUGUUAUGUCAAACUAUGUUCUUAAUUUUAAUAAAUAUUUUGCAGGGAAAGCAUCUCAUAUAA